GCGGGGUCCGGGGUUCGGCGCGAUCGCUCAGGGCAGGACAUGAUAGGUGGAAAAGAAUCCUGCACUUCAGGACCGAUACCAAUGACCGACCUCAGCUGCCUUGUCUAUGGACUGGAAGAAUGGACUGUUGUGGAGUUCCUGAAGCAAUACCUUUUUCAUUUGAUCAUUGCCUCACUCACAAUUAGUGCAAUAUUAUUUUUUUUUAUAGUUCCUUUAACAAUUGGCUUUUUCAUUUACCUUUCUAAUAUUUCACUUUUAAUAUAUCAGAGGAACAGUGAGUUAGAAGCAGAUCCCUUGAGUGAUGUUUGGGACAGAGCAAGGAAAACCAUAGCAAGUUUUUGGGAUAUAUAUGCAAGAAUAUGGCAUGGUUAUGAGCUUCAUGGUGUGGAAAACCUACCAGAAGGACCAGGCAUUCUUGUGUAUUACCAUGGAGCUAUUCCUGUAGACUACCUUUACUUUUUGUCGAGGCUGUUUCUCUGGAAGAAAAGACUUUGUCUGUCAGUAGCUGAUCAUUUUGUCUUUCGUUUACCAGGACUUAAAUUGUUAUUGAGAGUGACAGGUGUUAUACCAGGCACAAGGGAGAAGUGUCUCCUUGCACUCAAGAAUGGAUACUUGGUGUCCAUCUCACCAGGUGGAGUUAGAGAAGCACUAUUCAGUGAUGAAAGUUACCAACUCAUGUGGGGAAAUAGAAAAGGUUUUGCUCAGGUUGCUCUAGAUGCAAAAGUGCCCAUCAUUCCAAUGUAUACUCAAAAUGUCCGUGAAGGCUAUAGGACAUUUAAAGAAAGAAGAUUUUUUAGACAGUUAUAUGAAAGUACUCGAUUGCCUUUUAUUCCUCCAUAUGGAGGACUUCCAGUCAAAUUUCGCACGUACAUUGGGAAGCCAAUCCCUUACGAUCCAAAUAUAACUACAGAGGAAUUAGUUGAAAAGACAAAGACUGCUGUCCAGGCUCUUAUAAGAAAGCACCAAACACUUCCAGGCAACAUAUGGAAGGCUUUACUGGAGCGAUUUGAUAAACGUCGUAAAAGCGAUUAGAAUGCUUAUGUUUAUUUUGUUGUUUUUACAG
Messenger RNA from Chiroxiphia lanceolata (lance-tailed manakin), 1063 nucleotides. RefSeq names its product transmembrane protein 68-like. Bases 40 to 1032 code for a protein of 330 amino acids. Gene Ontology annotation, cellular component: membrane. Lineage: Eukaryota; Metazoa; Chordata; Aves; Passeriformes; Pipridae. The transcript is spliced from 7 exons. The record is from RefSeq and is a predicted model, not a curated record. Gene Ontology annotation, molecular function: acyltransferase activity.